This is a messenger RNA of Etheostoma cragini (Arkansas darter), 2420 nucleotides long. Its product is annotated as b(0,+)-type amino acid transporter 1. The record is from RefSeq and is a predicted model, not a curated record. Lineage: Eukaryota; Metazoa; Chordata; Actinopteri; Perciformes; Percidae. Gene Ontology annotation, cellular component: membrane. Gene Ontology annotation, molecular function: L-amino acid transmembrane transporter activity. The transcript has 6 exons. The coding region runs from base 283 to 1707 and encodes 474 amino acids. Gene Ontology annotation, biological process: amino acid transmembrane transport.
ACUGCUGUUCCACACAAGAAUUAACAUAUCCAGAUAAGGCAUUGCAUGAAAUAAGAUUAGAGUUCGAAUCAAGAGCUGGAUUCACUGUUCAAAGAUUAACAAGUACACUGCAUUAAAUACUAUGUGCAAGUAACACAUUGAGCAGUUUUAUUGUCCCUUGUAUCUCUUAGAUGUGUAGUUAAAGUUAUCAGGUGUGUGACUACUUCUUUAUCUGGUUGUGUACUCUGUAAGAGUGAAUACCAGAACAGUAUUUUCACCACAAACUCUCUGAUCUACGUAACCAUGGCGGACAAAGAACCCGAAGGCCUGAAAAUCAAACGGGAAAUUGGGUUGAUUGGCGGUGUAUCGCUGGUAGCGGGAACUAUGAUCGGAUCUGGUAUAUUCAUGUCCCCACAGUUUCUACUGGCUAAUGUGGGAAGUCCUGGAGCAAGUCUGGUGGUCUGGGCUCUCUCGGGAGUUGUAGCCAUGUUUGCAGCGCUGUCCUACACCGAGCUUGGGACUGUCAUUUCGGAAUCUGGUGGGGACUUCAUCUACAUACUGAGGAUCUAUGGUUCAUGUCCUGCUUUCUUUGCGGCGGUCACUUUUAUCCUGGUUGUGAAGCCAUUUGGCGUUGCAGCAAUUGCAAUUAGCAUUGCAGAAUAUUCUUUAGCACCCUUUUACAUGGGCUGCCUUCCUCCUCAAUUGGUAGUGAAGUGUGUUGCAGCUGUGGCUAUACUGGUUGUUGCCAUAGUCAACAUCUUGAAUGUCCGAAUUGCCAUCAAACUCCAAGUGGUCUUCUUGGUGGCCAAGGUGGCAGUGUUGGCACUCAUCGUAAUUGGAGGAAUAGUGGAGGUCAUACAGAGCAGCAGGGUCCUUGUGGAAAAUUUGAAAGUUGAGAAUGCGUUUAAAGGCACUCAGUACUCUUUGAGCACUCUAGGAAUGGCUUUUUAUCAAGGACUCUGGUCUUACGCCGGCUGGUACAACUUGAACUAUGUCACAGAGGAGCUAAAAAGACCAGAGGUGAAUCUUCCUAGGGCGGUUGUCAUAGCCAUUUCUCUGGUGACUGGCUUAUAUCUGCUGGUGAAUGUGAGCUACCUGACAGUAAUGACGCCUAAAGAACUCAUGUCCUCCAGCGCAGUGGCAGUAACCUGGGGGAAUAAGGUGUUAGGAAGCUGGGGCUGGAUCAUGUCUGUGGCUGCAGCAUUGUCUGCCUUUGGUUCUCUGAAUGGGACGUUCUUCAGUGGCGGCCGUGUGUGGUUUGUUGCUGCCAGGGAGGGACACAUGCCAGAUAUUCUGGCCAUGGCUCACGUCCGCAGACUGACUCCAUCUCCAGCCCUGAUCUUCACCACUGUUGUCUCUCUUCUGGUGCUGAUCCCCGGAGACUUCCAGAGUAUUGUCAACUUCUUCAGUUUCACUGCCUGGUUUUUCUAUGCCGUCACCCUGUCUGGACUUAUCUAUCUCAAGAUUAAGAAGCCGGAGCUCCCCAGGCCCUACAGGGUUCCCAUUAUACUCCCUAUACUGGUCCUAAUGGCGGCAAUAUUCCUUGUGCUGGCGCCCAUUAUAGACAAUCCUCAGAUUGAAUACCUCUAUGUGACUUUAUUUAUCCUCAGUGGAGCUAUAGUCUACAUACCCUUCAUCCAUUACAAGCUCUGCCCAGGGCUGUUGACCAAGUUAACAGUGUUCCUUCAGCUGUUCUUAGAGGUUGCCCCAGCAGAGAAAAACCUGUGAUUUGGCCAGAAGAAAAAGGUGAUUUAAUUUUUUUUUUUUUUUAUAAAUCUUGUGCUUUUUAACUACACCUAUUUUUGCAAUGAGUCAGGAAACAAUAAUUGCUUCAAUAGCAAGUUAUUAGAACACCCUGUUGGGUUGUACGUUUUAAUGUCUUUGAAUUUUAGCAAUCUGAUCUGUAUUGUCAUUUUCUACAGGUGCUUUAUUUGCUGAUGUCUACAAUGAACCUAGAAAGCACAUGUGAAAAGAAAUAUGAUCCCAAAGUAAAUUGGUAUUCAUAAUAUCAAUCUAUUACCAAAAGAUCAAAAAUGACUCUGAAGUCUUCCAGUUUUUGCCUGUUCAACAGUAAGUGGUUAGACAGAGUAUGUCUUUAAAAAGCUAAGGAUUUCUGGUAUAGUGAAUUUGUUUAAUUUUCCAUUUAAGUUGUGUUUGUUCAUUUGCAAAAGGUUUCAGAUCAAACAUACCGUACAUACUGAACAAAUGUAUAUUUAAAAUAAAUUUCACAACAAGAAAGAAGCAGGGUUGUUAACAAUUUUCCAGUUUAAUGUGUUUACUUAAAUGAUAAUACAUUUGGAUUUGGGGGGAGGAAGAAGAGUUCUCAUUGCCUGGGACCUGCACAUGAUAUGAAUACUGGAGAAAGCUUGAGCCGUCCUCCAAACACACUGAUCCUGAGUGAGAAGAAGAAACACAAACUAAAUGCUGUAGUGACAAGAUUG